AUGCUAUCGCAGAUAUGUACCCACAUUAAAUCAUGGUGGCAACAGACACCUUUGCCAACAACCACGGCAACGUCUAGUUUCCAAAAAUGGCACGACUUUAAUCAAGGACUGUGGAUUCCAUUUGUGAAUGACAAAACUUCUCGGCCUGGCACCAGACAUCGAUGGGCGGGCUCGUUCCGCCUUGUGACCUGGAACGUAAAUGCAGAUGCACCGUUACCGAAGGUUCGUAUAUCUGCAUUACUGCAGGUCAUCAAGGAUAUGGGAGCUGCAGAUGUUGUUUUCCUGCAAGAGGUAUCAAGGGAAUCGCUAGCAGCACUUCUCGAAGAUCUUUGGAUACAGCAAAAUUGGUACAUAAGCGAUGUCAAUUUCUCCGCCUUUGGAAACCAAAAGUUUAUCAGCAUCAGUUUGGUGUCAAAGCUUUGGGUAGCCACGAAUGGUAUCAUGCUAGGUGCCAUCUGGAGGGUUUCGUUACCUAGUCGCUUUGAACGAGACGCCCUAUGCUGCGAUCUGAUUCUGAACUCCUCGAGCAAGCACACCUCUGGUAGAAGUUCCCUCCGGAUUCGACUUGUUAAUGUCCACUUGGAUUCGUUACCAAUCAACCCGUCACUAAGGCCACACCAGCUCUCUAUCUGCGCAUCGUACCUCAGCGCAGCUGGCCGUGGGAUCAUUGCCGGCGACUUCAAUCCCGUUCUCCCGGAAGACGACGACCUUCUCCGCACCAACGAUCUUACCGAUGCGUGGGUACGCCUUCGCCCAAAAGAUCUAGGCCACACUUGGGGUGUAUAUGGCGAACAGUCUUUCCCGCCGAACCGAUUAGACAAAGUUGCUCUGUUUCAACUUACCCCUUCCGGCGUGGGCAUCCUGCAAACGAGCGAAGUAGAAUUCUGUGGCGAAAAGACUUUGAUUGAUGUAACGGGGUUGGGUUUGAAAGCGCAUUUUAGCGAUCACUUUGGUCUUUGGUGUGACGUUGGAUGGGCAGAAGACCGACCAUAA
This is a messenger RNA of Alternaria burnsii, 993 nucleotides long. RefSeq lists its product as uncharacterized. NCBI's taxonomy places the organism in Eukaryota, Fungi, Ascomycota, Dothideomycetes, Pleosporales, Pleosporaceae. Gene Ontology annotation, biological process: double-strand break repair. The transcript has a single exon. Bases 1 to 993 code for a protein of 330 amino acids. Gene Ontology annotation, cellular component: cytoplasm; PML body. Gene Ontology annotation, molecular function: single-stranded DNA binding; 5'-tyrosyl-DNA phosphodiesterase activity. The record is from RefSeq and is a predicted model, not a curated record.